Hemicordylus capensis (graceful crag lizard) is the source of this 1731-nucleotide messenger RNA. RefSeq names its product sulfide quinone oxidoreductase (gene SQOR). Bases 249 to 1604 code for a protein of 451 amino acids. Gene Ontology annotation, molecular function: sulfide:quinone oxidoreductase activity; FAD binding. The transcript is spliced from 10 exons. The record is from RefSeq and is a predicted model, not a curated record. NCBI's taxonomy places the organism in Eukaryota, Metazoa, Chordata, Lepidosauria, Squamata, Cordylidae. Gene Ontology annotation, cellular component: mitochondrion.
UCUGGCACCAUAUUGAAGGCCAAAGAUGGGAACUCCUUUCUUUGCUGCUGUCUUUUGGUUUGGUGGGGUGUGGGGGACAAGCUAUCGCCCAAUUAGUUAUGCUAAAAUCCUGGGUUUCUCCAUUGUUUUCUAUGGGCUGCACUCACUUCUGCCCAUGGAAGGAGGGGAAAAGGUUGUUUUGUGUGGAGGUGGGGGAAGAGACUAGAGGAACUAGAAGGCAAGUGGACAGAGACUGACACAUUCCACAGAUGAUGGCAACCCUUGGGCUCCUGUCCUCCUGCUCCUGUGCCCGUCCCCUGAUGCCUUUGCUUCGGCCAGGAAUUCUCAAGAUGAGCUCAUCUCAGCUGCACACAACAGCCCAGGCUGCUUCAAAAGAUUACUAUGAGGUGCUUGUGCUUGGCGGAGGUACUGGCGGGAUCACCAUGAGUGCCCGGAUGAAGCGCAAAGUGGGGGCUGGAAAUGUGGCUGUUGUUGAGCCGCAAGAGAAGCACUAUUAUCAACCACUCUGGACUUUGGUUGGAGCUGGAGCAAAGCAGCUGGCAAAGUCUGCACGCCCGACAGCAAGUGUGAUUCCUUCGGGUGUAAAGUGGAUCCAGUCCAGAGUUCAGAAGCUGGAUCCAGACAAGAACUGUGUCUACUUGGAGAACAACCAGAAGAUAUCUUACAAGUAUUUGAUCAUUGCCCUGGGACUGCAGCUGCAUUAUGAAAAGAUCAAAGGCUUGCCUGAGGGGUUUAAGUGCCCGAAAAUAGGUUCCAAUUAUUCCAUUCACACAGUUGAGAAAACUUGGGAAGCUCUGCAAGGUUUCAAGGAAGGAAAUGCCAUUUUUACUUUCCCAAACACUCCCGUGAAAUGCGCAGGUGCGCCUCAGAAGAUCAUGUACUUGUCAGAGGCCUAUUUGAGAAAGACAGGAAAAAGAUCCAGAGCCAAAAUCAUCUUCAAUACUUCCAUGGGAGUCAUUUUUGGUGUUCAGAAAUACGCCGACGCUCUGCUAGAAAUAAUCAAAUCAAGGAACAUCACAGUUAACUACAGACACAAUCUCAUUGAAGUUCGAGCUGAUAAACAGGAGGCAGUCUUCGAGAACUUGGACAAACCAGGAGAAACGGAGGUUUAUCAGUAUGAAAUGCUUCAUGUAACGCCACCCAUGGGACCCCCUGAUGUCCUCCUGAACAGUCCAGUUUCAGAUCCAGCUGGCUGGGUUGAUGUUGACAAAGAGACCUUGCAGCAUAAGAAAUACCCAAAUGUGUUUGGGAUUGGAGACUGCACCAACCUCCCUACCUCAAAGACAGCCGCAGCUGUAGCUGGCCAAUCUGGAGUACUUGAUAAAACCAUUUCUUCGAUCAUGAAGGGCAAAACCCCAACUAAGAAGUAUGAUGGAUAUACAUCCUGUCCCCUGGUCACGAAUUACAACCGAGCAAUCUUGGCAGAGUUUGAUUACAAUGCUCAGCCUUUAGAAACUUUCCCCAUUGACCAGAGCAAGGAGCGGCUGACAAGUUUCCACAUGAAAGCAGACAUGAUGCCGCCACUUUAUUGGUAUGGACUACUGAAGGGAUAUUGGGGAGGUCCAGCUCCAAUAAGAAAGCUGCUGCACUUAGGAUUUAAGUAAUCAGUACGCCUCUGCCUGCCACACCAGCACAUCUUCACACAACGCAUAGUUUUGAGAAGCAUUCAGGGGGAUAUUCUUGCACCCAGUGUUGACUCUUCCUGUGUCAAUAAAAGUUUUUCUGCAGUUA